CACUUCCUGAAUUGGGGUUUUUUUUCACUGUCUAGAGUAUUUGCCGAUCAAAACCCUUUGAUAUAUUUACGCAUAUAUGUGUAUACAUCUUACUGUAUAAGGUUAAUUUCUGGUGGAAUAUACUGAGAAUUAUGACGAGAAGCGUGAGCAGAGAGCCGGAGGGUAGGAGCGAAGAAGAUGAGACGAAGCGACUCAGGAUGGUGAAGCGUGAGAAGGUUGACGGCGCCGUCCGAGUUGAGUCGGAGGAUGUCGAGUCGGCUAUGGAGAUUCAAGGGACAGCUGAACGAAGAGUUCUCCGCUCGAAGUACCUGGCUGUCAGGAACCAAAUCAACGAUGAAAAGGAUGAUUUAUCCAAGCCCGAUUCGGAUAAUUUCAUUACUAUGAUGAAUAAAGUUGAGAACUUGCAUCGUCAAGUGCAGAAGCCAAGGGAACAAGUUGCAGAUGCAGAGGCAUUGUUGGACCUUGCUAACACCUUGGUGAUCUCAGUUAGGUCACAGUCCAACGAGGGUAUUACAUCUUCAGAGUUUCUUACUUGUUUGCUCACACAGUUUGGGCAAUCCAAUAUGACAAUAUCUGCUCAAGAUAACACCCAAAAUUUGAUCAAAUGGAAAGAUAUUGGCCUCCUGGUCUCUCCUGCUUUUAGAAAGUCCAAUGGGUGUUGCACCAUGCUUGGACCUAUGAAUACUGAACUAAAACAAAGAAAGCCUGUGGUCCAUAGAAAAAGAACACAGCCUGCCACUGAAAAAACUAGACCUGAAGAGAUUGAUGAUGCUGGUGCUGGAGAGAAAACUGAUACAGACAAGAACAUGUUCACAAUGUUUGGCAUCUUGAGGAGAAAAAAAAGUGUUAGCUUAGAAUGUCUGAUUUUGAAUAGGAGGUCUUUUGCACAAACGGUGGAGAAUUUGUUUGCUUUGUCAUUUCUAGUUAAAGAUGGCCGAGCUGAAAUAAUCGUCGAUGAAAAGGGUUCUCAUUUUGUAGUGCCCAGGAAUGCUCCUGCUGCCAAUUCUGUUAAGUCGGGCGAGGUUGCGUACUUGCAUUUUGCAUUUAGAUUUGACUUCAAGGAUUGGAAGUUAAUGACGGAUGUGGUACCCGAUGGUGAGGAGCUGAUGCCAGAUAGGAGAAAUCCUUACUUCUCAUCCUCUCAAAUGGAGCCACCUUCUCACAGUUCGCAAGCAACCUUACCCACGACUCCAAUAAGGAAACUGACUCGAAAUCGUGGUCUAGUUAUACUAGAAGAGUCAGUUGUGGAUGACUCCCCUGAAGUUAAUGGCACCAGAGAAAUAGGAAUCCGUAGAUGUAAGAGAAAGCUCAAGUGAAUGCGAUGACGGGGAUGUUCCUUUUAGAAUGUCAUGAAUGCGGUAGUGUAUAAUUUAGGAGUUCGUUGUACAUAGGAAGCUAUAAUCUGCAGUUACUCUGCUUGUUUUGUUGGAUUUCUUGUGCUUAUAAACAGAUGGUUCAUUUGCGGACUU
Molecule: messenger RNA, 1469 nt
Organism: Tripterygium wilfordii
Lineage: Eukaryota; Viridiplantae; Streptophyta; Magnoliopsida; Celastrales; Celastraceae
Product: non-structural maintenance of chromosomes element 4 homolog A-like
Exons: 7
Coding region: 132-1316 (394 amino acids)
Biological process (GO): DNA repair
Cellular component (GO): nucleus; Smc5-Smc6 complex
Source: RefSeq, a predicted model, not a curated record